GAUUACGGUAAAGCAGUGCCAUAACAAUCGCUGUGGCGGCUGGUUGGACUUGAACGCAGGCUGUUGUCGAGCCGUUUAGUAGGUACAGUCCAGUAUGUCGGGCUUCAAAGUGAUGAGAGCAAUUCGAGUGAGUCAAUUCGGAGAGCCUUCUGUCCUCAAACUAUGCGCCGAUGUGAAAGUUCCACAGCCUGGAAGCGGACAAGUGUUAAUCCGUGUCCAUGCAUGUGGAGUGAACCCUGUGGAAACCUACAUCCGAGCUGGAACCUACGCCCGGAAGCCCCCACUUCCGUACAUACCUGGCACCGACGUGGCCGGCGUGGUCGAAAGUAUUGGCGACGGCGUCACGGCAGUGAAGGCAGGGGAUCGUGUUUUUACCACAUCCACCCAGUCCGGAGGCUAUGCGGAAUUUGCCGUUGCCGCAGAUGAGAGCGUCUACAAGCUGCCCGAUUCUUUAGAUUUCAGCCAGGGAGCGGCCAUCGGCAUCCCAUACUUCACUGCCUACAGAGCUCUGGUUCACAAGGCCCAUGUAAAGGCUGGAGAGACCGUCCUCGUCCAUGGAGCCAGUGGAGGGGUUGGUCUGGCAACGUGUCAGCUCUCCCGCAUGCUGGGCCUCAGAGUGAUGGGGACUGCCGGGACCCAACAGGGAAUGGAGCUUGCGGCCAAGAACGGAGCUCACCUGAUGUUUAAUCACCGAGAGAAGGACUAUAUCGGCAAAAUUAUGGAUGCCACAGAAGGCCAAGGAGUAGAUGUGAUUGUGGAGAUGUUGUCGAACAUCAACCUGAACAGCGAUCUCCAAAUGUUGACGUUUGGAGGACGCGUCGCGAUUGUGGGCUCCAGAGGCUCCAUCGAAAUGAACCCCAGAGACACAAUGGCCAAAGAGAGCAGCAUCAUAGGAGUGUCACUCUUCUCUGCCACACUGGCGGAGAGGAAGGAGUGCGCGGCGCUGCUCUUUGCCGGGAUGGAAGCUGGUCGGCUGCGUCCGGUUGUCGGUGAGCAGUAUCGACUGGACCAGGCUGCUCAGGCCCACCAUGACAUCAUCCAAUCUCGAGGGGCCACCGGGAAGAUGGUGCUCACCAUGUGAUCACCAAACCCAACUGUAGGAAGAAGCACUUUUCAUGACACAACCUCCUCUCCUCUCGGGUGACAUCCGAUGCGACCGAGCGUGCGCCACUGUAGCUUCGGUAACCGAAGCUCCACGUACACACGGACAGCCCACGUUCCGGGAGAUGGCCCUCACUCUUCCUGACCGAUCGCUCCCCUUUCUUAUUGCUUAACGUAUGUCCGUGGAACAUAAUCAGGGGCGAUGGCGCUACGCCGUCACAUCAUCAGGUGAGUUUACGUCCUCCCCGCUGCCCGGCCCGGUGGUUGUGGAUCCCUGCUAUAUGCAGUCACAAUGGAUGGAUGGACGUGUUUUAAAUAUGGUUCGGCUACCAAUGAAUGCAAAAGCUCAAAUAAAUAAUCAAA
This is a messenger RNA of Hippocampus comes (tiger tail seahorse), 1464 nucleotides long. RefSeq names its product crystallin, zeta (quinone reductase) (gene cryz). Gene Ontology annotation, cellular component: cytosol. The transcript is spliced from 9 exons. Gene Ontology annotation, molecular function: NADPH binding; quinone reductase (NADPH) activity; mRNA 3'-UTR binding. The coding region runs from base 95 to 1081 and encodes 328 amino acids. The record is from RefSeq and is a predicted model, not a curated record. Lineage: Eukaryota; Metazoa; Chordata; Actinopteri; Syngnathiformes; Syngnathidae.